Symbiodinium sp. CCMP2592 is the source of this 10914-nucleotide messenger RNA. The record is from the annotation of a GenBank genome assembly. Lineage: Eukaryota; Dinophyceae; Suessiales; Symbiodiniaceae.
AUGCGGAACAUGCCCUACGUCAUGGCUGUGGAGCACAUUACGGAGAUCGUCAACAGUCCUGAGAUGUCUUUCACUGGUGAGAGUGCCGUGGAACUUUUCAUCAAGCUGUACUCUCUGUUCACACAGUCCCUGGGAGUGAAGCUGCCUCGUGCUGUGAACCCCGUCCACCAGCACACCUUUGCCACCCUGUCCUUGGCGCUGGCGGGUGCCAGUCAAAACCAUGGCAUGCUGCAGUCGCUGCUCCACAUCUGCCGUCGCAGUCGCAAGGUCUGCGAGUGCCUCCCACGUCUCGACCGGCCGCGGCGGGUGAUCUUCGUCCGCCAGUGGAAGGCUAAGCUGAUCGCCAUACACAGGAAGCUCAUGGUGCUGGCCCAGCAGCCGGAAAUCCAGAUGGCCACAGCAGAGAACAAGGAUGCUGAUGAAGCGGCGUUUGGCACUGCCCCGGACGAAGAGGAAGUUCCGGUUCUCAUGUCUGUGGGUGACGAGCACGGCGGCCUCUGUCCACAUUUGGUCUUUUGUCCUGGUUUGGAAAACGACGAGGACGGCAAGGAGAUCCGGCGCGGCGAGUUCCCUUUGGGACCGCCUCUCUUCGAGACUCCGGAGCACAAGGAUCUUCAGUGCGGAGAACGUGUUCUACUGGCCCUGUCAAGCCCCGAUGCCCCGAGCGGCGGGAAGGCCUCAAGCUCCGGCUGGGGCUGGGGAGGAAGCGCUGCGCUCAAGGCCAUCGCCAGCGACGGGCCUCUGCGCACUUCGGAGCAGGAUUUGCAGGCCCUGGCCUCGCAGCCCAUGCAGGAGGUCCUGGAUUUGGGGCACAUCGCCCGGGAGGUGCCGCAGAACUUGCCCACGGGCGACCUGCCCUUCGACAUCGCCGGGCACCCCGCGGUGCGCCACACCGUGGCCAAGCGCUUACUGGACCGAAUGCAGGCGGAGAUGAAACGCUUCGCGGAGAUGCAGAAGGACACCCCGGCCCCUCGCGUGCGGGAGCUUAGCGAGGCCGAGCUGCGGAAGUUGGCAUCCGGUAACCAAGAGGCCGCCGAUGCUGCGGAGAGGGCCCUCAGCAACAUCAUCAAGUGUAUCUCAGACAUGAAGGCCGCAGAUGCGGCCUUCGUGGAUUCAGCCUUCAAAGAGCUCCUGAAGCGGGGCAACACCAUCGAGAUCUCGGAGGAAGGCGUGGCCAAAGCCUCGAACGGUGGGGCGCGGGCGGCCACGGACGCCAACCUGGCGCGGCUGAAGCACUGGCUGCUGCGGGUCUCGGGCCACGAAUCGGAGGCCUGGUUGCAGCGGGCCUGCCGUUCCUUGCUGUCCUCAUCGGCAACAACGGAUUGGCAAAGGAUCAACCCGUUCCUCACAGACAGCGAGGUGAGGGACAUCCUGCAGCUGACGGCCCAUGCCAUGCUCCGUGCCGUGCGCGUGGUCCUGGCCAACGGCUCCUUGGCCGAGGCUCGGGACUUACAGAAGAUGCUCACAAAGGCCAUCAGCACCGUAAAAGAGACCGGCAAGCUUCCCAACGACGUCCGCGUGGGCCUCGCCGAGAAGGGCGAGGUCCUGGCGCGCAGAAUCGACGCAAGGCGCCACUAUGUCUCCGAGACGUUGUCCUACGACCCACACUUCUUGGUCUUUGAGUUCUCGGACAACAAGAUGCUCCACGGCCGGCAGGUGGCGAUCAUCUCGGACUUCCAGCGCACCGUGGAGGGCGGGGAGAGCGGCGUGAAGCAGAUGAUCAUGGGAGCCGGGAAGACGACGGUCGUGAGCCCACUCUUGUCUAUGCUCUUGGCCAAUGGCAAGCGCCUGGUCAGUCUGGUGGUUCCCUCGGCCUUGCUUGAGUUCUGCCGUGGCGUGCUGAUGGCGGUAUUCUCCUCCAUCAUCCAGAAGCGAAUCUGCAUGUUCCACUGUGACCGCUCCGAGGAUGUUGACAUUGCCAUCUGUGACCGGAUUGAGGCCGUGCGGAACGAAGGCCACAUUCUUCUAACCAAGCCAACUGACGUCAAGAGCCUGAUCUUGCGAUUCGUCGAGAACCUGGACAUCUGCAACGACCGGCGUGCCAAGCGCAACACAGCAGCCCUGCAGAAGGAGACCAUUGAGCUCGGCCGGGUACUGGAGGUGUUCUCCAAAGGCGUGUGCAUGAUCGACGAGGUGGACCUGGUUCUGCACCCCUUGCGGAGCGAGCUCAACUUCCCCAUCGGGCCCAAGAAUCUCAUCGAUUUCGCACCACACCGCUGGCAAAUCCCGCUGCACCUGCUAGAAGGCAUCUUCAUCAGCGAGCUUCAGGCAGGCAAGGACGGUGAGCUCACGCCGCCUGAGCGCUUCGCGGACAGCGCCCUCGCCAAGGACAUCCUAAAGCAGAUCGCGAAGACCGUCGCCGACGGCACCAGGGAGCUGAAGAUGCAGCGGAGCCCGCAUCUUGUGCUCCUGAACCUGGAGUUCUACGAGGAGAAGCUGAAGGAGGUGAUGUGCUCUUGGAUGUCCCUAUGGCUCGCAUCCGAGCACGUCGGCCGCAGCUUCGCGCACGAGCGCGAGGGCACCAUCGACGGGGGCCUCUCAGACCAGGAGGUCCGAGAGUACCUGCGGCAGGUGGCCGCCCCCGACUCCCCCUUGGCCAAGCGGGUGGAGAUGCUCCCCAAGAGAGAUGUGCAGAUGCUCAACCUCUCUGCUGACUGGCUCUCGAUCUUCCUGCCGCACGUGCUCCAGAAGAUCAACAGAGUCACCUACGGUAUCAUGACAGACACACAGGUAGAGCAGGCCCUCAUCAAGCAGCCCGGCAUGCCCAUGACGCGUGCCAAGCUGUCCAUCCCCUUCAUCGGCAAGGAUGUUCCGUCUCCGUCCUCAGAGUUCGCCCACCCGGACAUCACCAUCGGCCUAACCCUCCUCAGCUUCCGCUACGAGGGGCUCCGUAUGUCGGACUUCGAUGCCGUCCUGGACCUCUUGGUGGCGAACCUCGAAGCCGAGCCCGGCGUGGCUGCGGAGCGGCCCACGGCGAUGCUCUUCAAGCGCUGGGUCGAAGGCUCCGGGGGGGUCCUGGCGACCAGGCGCCAGGAGCUCCAGGACCUCACCCCCGAAGAGCUUGCCGCAGCUCGCGCGGCGGAGGUGCGCGAGAAGAAGGUGCGCAUCCUGCCACUGCACAUGCUGGAGCGCAGCAACCGCCGGCAGAUGAACGAGCUCUUCAAGCUCCUCCGGAAGAAUGGUCAGGUGGUCGCCUGGUACCUGGAGUCCAUCGUCUUCCCGGAGCACCUCCGCUUCCAGGAGGUGAAGCUCAUGUCUUCGGGCCAAGAUCUCGGUGGGGCCCUGCUCUUCAAGGAGCGUAUCGGCUUCAGCGGGACACCCUCGGAUCUCAUGCCCCGGGAGCUCGGCUCCUGCGACUUCGAGCCCGGGAGCGAAGGCAGCAUCGUCCACACGCUGACGAAUCCAGAGGUGGUCUCCUUCGAAGUCUUCGGUGCCGAUUGGACCGUCACGAGCCUCCUUGACCGCAUCGCGGUGGGGGGCUUCCACGCCCUCAUCGACACGGGAGCCCUCAUCACCGGCCUGUCCAACAAGGACGUGGCCGUGUACCUCCUCGGCUUGGACAAUGCCCAGGUGCCUCACCCCACGCUGCCAAGCAGCUUCCAGGGGGUGGUCUUCAUCGAUGAUGAAGGAUCGAAGAAGAUCCUCCUCAGGCAAACCCAGGAAGUCCUGAAUCUGGCUGACUGUGGCAUCCCGGCCACCAGCCGCUUCGCUUUCUACGACCAGGUGCACACCACCGGAAUGGAUAUCCAGCACAAGCGCGACUGUGUGGGCGCCAUCACGCUGGGGAAGGACAUGGUCUUCCGAGACUAUGCCCAGGGUGCCUAUCGGCUCAGAGGCAUCGGCAAGGGGCAGAAGCUGCGCAUCCUCAUCAUCCCAGAGGUGCGGGAGCUGAUAAGCAAGCAGAUCCUGCAAGCCAACUCCGGCAAGCCGGUCUGCACCGAGACCUCCAUGCUGGGUGACGUCUGCGGAUGGCUGGUGCUCAACUCGAUGCUGUCGGACCGGCUGCAGUUCAACGUCCUGCAGACGCAGAACCUCUCCAACAUCUGGCGCAAGAACGCCUGGAACAUGAUCAUGGAGAAGUACGCCCUCCUACAGCUACCGGAGAUCGUGGACUGUAUCGAGGUCUUCAAGGAGCCCAUCGACUUCAAGGUCUUGGACAAGGUGCCUGUGCCCAGAGGGCUGCUUCAGAUCGUACAAGGAAAAGCCGACGAGUACACAAAGUACAUCCUCACGGAUGGCGACCGCCAGGCGGUGGAGUGGGUCAUCAAGAACGUGCUGGAGGUGCAGGGCAUGGAGGUUGGCGAGCAGACCUUGGAGGCCGAGGCCGAGCGAGAGGCCGAGGCGGAGCGGGAAAUGGAAGAAGAGGAAGAGGAGGAGCGUGAGCAGCAGAUCGAGAUUGAGAAGUUCGUGGACCUCAUGUACUGCCGCGACAGCGAGGAGCCGAACAGCUGGCCUUUCGCCAGCCUCACGGAAGAGAGCCCGUCUCAGUUCUAUCCUGCCAACCAGUUCCGUCUCUUCAAGGGCCGGAGCUUGGAGACCUUGCCCAAGGACUUCCUCCUCUCCGAGAACUACUACAACCCCAAGUGGUCGGGUUUCCGGCGGCUUAAGAACACUUGUGUGGUCAUGGAGUGGCUUCCCCGAGGAUGUCCGGCGCAGCGCCUGGCCGAGAAGUUGCAGCUCUCGGAGACCGAAGAAGCCCUGAUGCAGAAGUGCUGCAAGCGGGCUCUGGAGCUCUUCACGGCCGAGGGCAAUGCGCAGGGCGCAGGAGGUGCUUUGAACCAAGACCGCAUCGGCACGUUGCUGCGACUGGUGUUCGACCAGGGCGAUUACGCGCUUCACGACCCGAAGACGGCUUUGUCGCUCAUCGGUGGGAAGCCUGCCGGAGUUGGCUUGGAGGACAUGGUGCAGCUGCUGCUUCAUCCCCACUUCCGACCUCAGGACUCCGGGCGCUUCUUCGUGGCUCUGAGCUUGGCGGAAGGAGAGACGCUUCGCCGCAUCCUCCACUGCAAGCUGGCGACGGGCCCCCCGCUGGCGCCGGCCAACACCGCCAUCGGCCUCCGCUCGCUCACCGGGGGCUUCUCCGUCUUGGACCGCUCCGUGGGCUUCGAGGAGGGAGCCACAUACCAGACGCUGAGAUCUAUGCAGCUCUGCCGCUACUUCGACACGCAGGUCUUCUUCAAGGACGAGGAGCUCAUGGCGCUCCUCCGAGGUCUUCAGCACGAGACGCCCUUCGCCCGGCGGCGCUUCUUUGAGCAAAUCGGAGGUUGCCGGCGUCGUGCUGCGGGAGACUGGGCCGAGCGGCCCAUCGCCGUGGCCUUGACGGUAACGUCGGAGUUCGACAUCAUGGUGCAACGCAUCCGCGCGGUCCGGCUCCGCGAAGCCAUCUCAGGGAAAGGCCUCGGAGUGCAGGAGGCCUUCGAGCGCUUCGACACGCAGCAGAUCGGCUUCCUCGGCCCCAUCGCCAUGGAUGAGUCUGGCGACCACCUCGUUUCUUACCGGGAGUUCUUCGGCUUCGUCAAGAGCAAGGUGGACGUCUUCAUGGGCGGUGACCAUGCGAUUGUCGCGGAGCUGGGAAAGAACCAGACGCAGCUGGCCCCUCCGUCCAGCCUCGAUCGGGCUCGGACAGGUGCAGCUGACCCCGCGGUUCCGACGCUCGGAGUUCCCCCUUCCCUGAUUCUCCAACAGAGUCGUGGCUCAAGCCAAAGUCUCUCGCAGCAGCCAUCAGCUGCGGUGAGAAUGCUCGAGUUGUACUUCUUCACAGACCGGGCCACCACGAAAGACGUGGUGCUUUUGCCCGCGCUUUGCCAUGACAUGGCUCUUUUCUCCGUCGCUUUGCAGCUGGUGCUGCUCGUGCUGAUCCUGUCGUACGUGUGGUUGAAGGCUCUGUUUGAUCGCCUUGCGAUCAUUUCGCGAGCGAGGAGCGCUUCUUUAGAGGAGGCCGCGCAGGAGCAGGAGCCGAGGUUCAGGAUGCAGCUGCCGCCGCCGAGCAAAUCCCUGCGGUUUGGCAUCAAAUGGGACCCGGACCUCCGGUAUAUGAUCAAGACUCUCAAGGCGGAAGGUGAGGAAGGCCUUACAAGAUUUCUGGAGAACGAGGUCUUUGUUUGGAAGCUGCGGAGCUACGUGCGAAACAAGCUCUCCAAGGCUUUCAAGAUGAACAUCAAGCGAGAUACGAUCAGGCUGCAGCAGCAGAGGCAGCUUCGCGAACGAACUGCACAGAAGACCCCCGAGCAGGAGAUACAAGAUCGACAGGCUCUGCGAGAGCUCUUUGGGCAAGCGGGGCAACCUGCGGCUGCUGCACAAGAGCAGGCGCCCGUGAUCCAGGAAGCCGAGGAGAAGCUAGCGGCUUCUCAAGGGCCACCGGUGGAAGAGGAGGAGGAGGCGGAGAAGCCCGACCCGUUCUUGGCCAUGCUGAUUGCAACAUCACAGAGAAAGCUACUGGACUCACCCCGGAUGUCACCAGCAGAUGCUGCGGCUCUGGCCUCCAUGAAAUCGGAACUCUCACCCGAAGAUGCCGCUGCUCUGGCCUGUCUGAUGGCAGAGGAACCUCUGAGCAACUCCGAAAGCACGCAUGCAGACGUGCCGUCAGAAGAACACAGCUCAUGCGAAACCGAUGGUUGGGAAGGUGAGGACUUCUUUGCACACAUCGACUCCAGCCUGCCACCAGAACUGGCAGCAGUCAAGCUCUUUGCAGCAAUGGGCAUCUCGGAAGACCUUGCGCUCGCCAGAAGUGCUCCUGUCGCGCCCACCAACACCUUGAACAUCGAGGAACCCUUCAAAGACUUUUGGGACAAUCUGGAUAACAACAUGUCGCCAGAACUGGUGGCGGCUAACCUCGUGAACGCGAACUUUGGGAUCUACCUUAGGAUUUAUGGAUUUCUCAUUGAUGCGCAGCUUCAACGCACAGAGUCUGCCGAGCCCUGCGGAGGCGCCUUGGCCUUGCCCGGGAAGGCCCCGAUGCUCAAGAGGGAGAUCUCCAAGAAGCCGGAGAUCACGCAAGGAGAGCGCGACACCAUCUCGAACAAGCUGCAGGACCGCGUGGCGCGCAGGAAGCUGGAGGAGGAGAAGGAGAAGGAGCACAUCGCGGUGGAGGAGGAAGAGAUGCAGAUCGCCAUCGAAGAGCAGCACGGAGCCAACCCCUUCUACACCUAUGCGAAUGAGAAGUGUGGCGGUGCCACAACGGCUGACUUCGACUUCCAGAUGGACUACCUGCCGAAGGACUGCUUUGCCUUCGGCUUCGUGGAGCCCAUAUCGGUCGAAGGCCAGAAGGGCUUCCUUCAGAUCGACAAGAGGAGCUUCGUCAUAGUUGGGAGCUUCGUGCAGUGCACUAAAAUGCAGCUCCAGCCAAACGGCGGCUCCAGCAACAAGCUCAACACCUACGGGCUUACACUGUCAUUCUGCUGCCCCAGCCUGCCCCAAAGUGAGCCCGGGGGUGGCGCCGUCUCCGCCGCACGCAUCAACAUCCACUACGCGAUUGCCGACAUCUACUUCGUGUACGCCGGUAAGGAGACAGGGGACCAGAAAGAGAAAGGGGAUCAGAAGCAGCACACGCACGAGUUCAAGCUGGAGCCCGGAGAGCACAUCACCGAGAUCCAGACUCGCUAUGUUCCCGACGUGGGGAUCUACAGCGUGAUCUUCAAAACGACCCAGGGGCGGAGCUCUGAGGCCUUCGAAGGCGACGAGAUGGAGUACAUGGAUCCUGACGACAUGAAGAGGCAGAACUUCCAAGCGGGGCGGGGGAACAUGAUCGCGGCGGUGAAGACGAAGAUCACGGAUGGAGUGGUCGGCAUCACGGGCAUCACCAAGAAGCCGGUGAACCAAAGCGGGAAGACGGAGACGCCCUCGGAUCGCUUGACUUUGGUCUCCUUGAGCCGGGCACCAGGUGAUGCAGAUACCUAUGCAGAUGUGGUGGGCACCCAGGGGGUCACCCAGAGUGGACAGGAGAUGGAGGCUUGUGUCGGCUGCGAGAUCUUCGUGUGGAAGGAUGGCACCAUCGCCCCGGACGGAUUCCAGGCCCCAGAGCAGCGGCUGCCAACCGUGGACGACUCGGUCCUUCAGGGCCGCUGGGAGAUCACCUUCGAAGGUGAUGCUCCCCCGGGGGCCGAGGGAUACGUGUGGCAGGUGACUUUGUCUGUGGACGCCGCGGGAAGGAUCCAGGGCGACGGCAUCCCGCACAAGCGCAAGAAGCAGAUCGUCCACCGGAAGGCCAGCGUGCCGGAGGCCCCUGUGCAAGCGGCAAAGCCAGAGAUUGAGCUGAUGGAAGGGAAGAUCGAGCUUCCGGACGAUGAGGACGUUGAUGAGGACCCUCACCUCAUGGCCGAGAUCGAGCGCGAGCAGCGCGACAUUCGGCUCGAGGAGGAGGGCGAGGAGUCGGAGUGUGAGGAGAUUCCGAGGAAGCCCCGGCGGAAGAAGGCCUACAGCGAGAGCUCCGAGGAGGAACCCGGGGAGGUGAACCGGGACACGCUGAGCGAAGCGAUCCUGCCCAUGUACGAUGCGACGAUGGAGAUCCUUGAGAUCCUCGAGAACUACAACGGGGACCUGGGCCAAGUCCUGCGAGGUUACAAGAAGAUGUUCCAAUGCUUCAAGGACAUGAAAAAGCACAAGAAGCUCCGACGAGAGUUCGAGAAUUGCGGCCUCGAGAACAAGUUUGAAAAGGCGCACGAACUCCUGGAAGAGCAUGGCAUCGAGGGGGAACUGGAAGAGUUCUUUGAGGAGCUCUACGGCGGCGAUUCCGAGUACGACAGCGAGAGUGAUUACGGCUCCGAUUCCGAUCCCGAGGAGAAGGUGGAGGAGAAGCCGAAGAAGGAAGAGAAGAAGGCGGUUCGAAUUGUCUCCUUGAGAAGCGAGGGAAAGCUCGUGGGACGGCAAGUAAAACUGGACAUGUUCGGGGAGCAGAAGAAGUCCUCUGCACAGAAGAAGGACCCGUUCGACGAGGACGAGGAAGAAGAGGAAGAGCAACCCUCAACGGUCCAGUUCUGCUUUGAUGGUGCCGUGACGGACGAAAGUGACACCACAGCCGUUCUGAAGGGCGAGUGGCGUGCAGCGAACCCGGUGGAGGAGGAGCUGCCAGAGGGCACGAACCCGCCGGCCACGGAGGGUCGCUGGACGGCCACCCGCGUAGUGGACGAGUCCGCUCGCCUGGCUGGUCUCUGGCGCGUGUCCGUGGGCCUGCAGGACGGGGCGCAGGCCUAUGCCUACACCAUGUGGCUGACGGUCCAUUUCGCGGUCGAGUCGCGGUCGGGUGCCGUUCACGGCGCCCUGCUGGAAGGGCCCGAGCUGGAGAAUGGAAGCACCGACGGGGGCCCGAAGGUCAGCAAGGCCCUUGUCGAAGGCUCCCUGAAGAGCCGCUCCCUGCGGCUCCAGGUCAACGGCUGGAAGGGCCGCGCUAUGCUGGAGGGUCAGCUCGAUCGUCGCGGCGGCGCAGUGGCCACGAUCACAGGCUUUUGGUGGUCCCUCGAUGCUAACGAGAUCUCAGGGACCUGGUCUGCGACCCGAGUCGAUGCUACGGUCCUGGAGAAGCUCAUCGAGCCCAAAUUGACGGGCGAAGCGCCGUUGGUUACGAAGUGUGCCUCCGGCUGCCGCAUCACGGCACAGGGCCUCAAGAAUAAGGGCAAGCCCAUGUGCUCCAGUAAGCACGUCUUAAGCAGCAAGAAGAGCACGGACGACUACGAGGACGAGAUGGAGUGUGAGCGCUGUGGCCGCGAGGUGAGUGGCUCUCACUGGUAUUGCGGACGUUGUGAGGUCGUCGUCUGCUCUCGCUGCGAGAAGCAGAACGUUGCCAAGAACGACAUGGACGAAGAUGAGCGAAAGCAGAUGGAGGUUGCGGCGCUGGACCGAUUCAAGCUCUCCGGAAAGGUCUACUUCGAAGUCACCGUGGAGAAGUCGGGCGAUGGUGGGCUGCUAGGCCUCGCGCUGCAGAACGCCGACGACGACUACGCGCCGGGGGAGGACUUGGGGACCUGGGCCUAUCUCCAUAACGGCGCUUGCCGCCACGGUGGGCAGGACGACGGUAAGAGUACCGCUUGGAAGGAUGGCAUCGUCCUGUGUGUCGCCGUGGACUGCGACGCCGGCUCUGUGCAGGUGGCAACAGUGGACAAGCCUGCCUUCGAGACGCUUCUGCAGCUGGCAGCCGAGGAGUUGCCUUCCGAAGUGGGUUUGCCCCUGGUGGCGCUGCUGUCACCGGGGGACAAGGGUGCCAUGACCGUGAACAUGGGGCAGCAGCCUUUCAAGCUUCAGCCACCCGCCAAAGAGUUCCGACCGAUAGCCGAGCUGAUGGAACUUCGGCGCCAGUGGCGCGUGACUCUCCCGGACAAUGUGGAAACGUGGCCUGUGUAUGUGAAGCCCUCCCGGCAAGCCGAGGGUGCGGAGUCGCUGCAGGCCCAGUGGGGAUUCGAGGAGCUGGCGACUCAGCAGGAUGCGAGCGGAACUACCUGGAUUCGGCAUACCGGUGGUUGGUCGCCGGUGUCGCUGGAGGCUUUGGGCCGGCUAUGCACAGGCCUCACACCACUGCCCUCCACCAUCGAUGCCUUGGAGAAGCGUGGCGAUGCAAAUGGCGGCUUCAAGUUCUUCCGCUUUGUGGUGACGAAGGUGCGGGGUGGUGACACGGUGAAUGGCGUGUCCCUCGGCCAACUGCUGCUGCGGCGAGAGGGUGUGGAGCUGGAUCUCGCAGAUGCCACGGCCGAGAAUCCCGACGGUCAGUUUGCAGACAACGAGGGCCCAGGCAAUGCCAUCGACGGGCGGACGAGCACCCGGUGGCAUAGCUCGGUCUUGAGCCCCUUGCUCAUCAAGCUACCCAAGCCGGUGCUCAUCGACAGCUUCAGCUUCCGCACGGGGCCCAGCGACGAGCAGCUGGAUCCUAGGUUCUUGUUAAGGAGGAGUUUAACCCUAAAUCCCAAAACCCUAAACCCCAACCCUUAA